This is a messenger RNA of Brassicogethes aeneus, 801 nucleotides long. The record is from the annotation of a GenBank genome assembly. Lineage: Eukaryota; Metazoa; Arthropoda; Insecta; Coleoptera; Nitidulidae.
AUGGCUAAUGAUCGAGAAGUUUUAAGAGAAGUAUGGGAAGGAAAGCUGCCAAUAUGUUUUAAACUGGACAAUGAUGAAGUAGUUGACAUUCAACAACCGGAUCCUUUUUAUUUGAUGGUGCCUAGAUUAAGUUAUUUCCCCUUGGUCACAGACAAAGUAAAAAAACAUUUUUCCAAAUAUGUUUCAAAAGAAUUGCAAGACCAAGAAAUGUGGAUGGAAUUUAAUGGACAGCCUUUGAAAUGGCAGUAUCCCAUUGGAGUUUUGUCUGAUUUACUUAGGGGACCUGAAGAUCAUUUACCAUGGUCCAUUACAGUACAUUUUGAUAAGUUUCCUGAAUUGGUCAUAUACAAAUUUAGUAAUAAGGAGACUAUUGAGGCUUAUUUUAUGUCUUGUUUGAAAGAGGCUGAUGUAUUAAAGCACAGGGGUCUCAUUGCAAGUGGUAUGCAGAAAAAGGACCACAAUCAACUUUGGUUGGGCUUACAAAAUGAUAAAUUUGAUCAAUUCUGGGCUGUAAAUAGAAAGUUAAUGGAAAUUACAGCGGACCAAGAAAGUUUUAAGUACAUUCCUUUUCGAUGUUACACUGAUGAUGGUUAUAGACAAAAGUUGAUUAAACCAUUAGGAGAAGAUGGUAGAAAAAAGACUUUGGAAGAUUUACUCAAUGAAAUGUUUCCUGGAAGAAGUAGCAUAAAUGUAAAGAUACAUGGCAUGAAUCCUCCACUGGAAACUCCCUUGCAAUGGAUGUCAGAGCACCUAAGUUAUCCAGACAACUUUUUGCAUUUUGUUGUGCAACUUGAGUCUUAG